AAGUGAGGUGGCGCUUCCGGUGGGGCCCAGCCGAGGGAGAGGCGCCAGCCCUUGGCGUGUUCGUCGGAAGCCCCGCGCGCGUGAGUGGAAGGAGAGUCCUAAUGAGGCCUAGUUCCGUGAUGGUGAGGAGACGGAGACACACCCAGGCCCGUCUAGUCAGACUUCCACGCCCCGCCUGUCCCUCCGAGGGAGACGAGGGGGGACCAGUCCCCGCCCACAGACACGCCCACGGACAGACACGGGUGCACACAACAGGAGGCGGGCAAGGAGUAAACACGGGAGACCGGCCAGGGACCAUGGCUUUGGCCCCGGCCUACGAAUUUGGACCACGUGAUUCUAAUAUUUCUUGCAGGUAACUUCUGAAAAAGUUCUGCGAAGAACACGUUGUGAGAGCUUUGCCCGAGGAGUGUUCUAAGUCUAAAGUGACUUCAAGAUACACAGCAAUGACAACAAGAAAAAAAUAAGUAGUAAAAAUUAUAUUUCAAGCUACAAACUUAUGCAGUUUGGAGGAGGAAAUAAGAUUAUGCUGAAAAAAGAGAGGCUUGGGAAAGUGAGCAGAAGGCUACAGCAAUACAAAGACUGUGCUGCUCAGGAGGUUAUAUCUGCGAACUCCUGGCAUAAUAUUUGAAUUAUAAAUAUAAAAGAAUGGCAAGUCCUCUACCUCCCUAUCCUAGAUCACAAAGAGGGGAGAAGUUACAUCAAUGUAUGGAAUGUGGGAAACAAUUUGAUUGGAAAAGUUCUCUUACUGUACAUGAACGGACCCACACAGGGGAGAAGCCACAUAAAUGCAUGGAAUGUGGAGAAUGCUUCAGUCACAGUGGCCAUCUACGUUACCAUCAAAGGACCCACACAGGGGAGAAGCCAUAUAAAUGCAUAGAAUGUGGAAAGAGCUUCAGUCAGAGUGGCAAUCUACAUUCCCAUGAACGGACUCAUACAGGGGAGAAGCCAUAUAAAUGCAUAGAAUGUGGAGAAUGCUUCAGUCAGAGUGGCAAUCUGCGUUCCCAUCAAAGGACCCACACAGGUGAAAAGCCGCAUAAAUGCAUGGAAUGUGGAGAAAGCUUCAGUCGGAGUGACAGUCUACGUUCCCAUCAAAGGACCCACACAGGGGAGAAGCCACAUAAAUGCAUGGAAUGUGGAGAAAGCUUCAGUCGGAGUGACCAUCUACAUUCCCAUCAAAGGACCCACACAGGGGAGAAGCCACGUAAAUGCAUAGAAUGUGGAGAAAGCUUCAGUCGGAGUGACCAUCUACGUUCCCAUCAAAGGACCCACACAGGGAAGAAGCCACAUAAAUGCAUGGAAUGUGGAAAGAGCUUCAGCCGGAGUGACAUUCUACAUUCCCAUCAAAAGACCCACACUGGGGAGAAGCCACAUAAAUGCAUGGAAUGUGGAGAAAGCUUCAGUCGGAGUGACCAUCUACGUUCCCAUCAAAAGACCCACACUGGGGAAAAGCCACAUAAAUGCAUGGAAUGUGGAAAGAGCUUUAGUCGAAGUGACCAUCUACGUUCCCAUCAAUGGACCCACACAAGGGAGAAGCCACAUAAAUGCAUGGAAUGUGGAAAGAGCUUCAGUCAGAGUGGCAGUCUACGUUCCCAUCAAAGGACCCACACAGGGGAGAAGCCACAUAAAUGCAUAGAAUGUGGAGAAAGCUUCAGUCGGAGUGGCAGUCUACGUUCCCAUCAAAGGACCCACACAGGGGAGAAGCCACAUAAAUGCAUGGAAUGUGGAAAGAGCUUCAGUCGGAGUGACCAUCUACGUUCCCAUCAAAGGACCCACAUAGGGGAGAAGCCACAUAAAUGCAUGGAAUGUGGUGAAAGUUUCAGUCGGAGUGGCAGUCUACGUUCCCAUCAAAGGACCCACACUGGGGAGAAGCUACAUAAAUGCAUGGAAUGUGGAAAGAGCUUCAGUCGAAGUGACCAUCUACGUUCCCAUCAAUGGACCCACACAGGGGAGAAGCCACAUAAAUGCAUGGAAUGUGGAAAGAGCUUCAGUCAGAGUGGCAGUCUACGUUCCCAUCAAAGGACCCACACAGGGGAGAAGCCACAUAAAUGCAUAGAAUGUGGAGAAAGCUUCAGUCGGAGUGGCAGUCUACGUUCCCAUCAAAGGACCCACAUAGGGGAGAAGCCACAUAAAUGCAUGGAAUGUGGAGAAAGCUUCAGUCACAGUAAAAGUCUGUGUAUCCAUCAAAAGACCCAUACAGAGGAGAAACCAUAG
Anolis carolinensis (green anole) is the source of this 2211-nucleotide messenger RNA. RefSeq names its product zinc finger protein 709-like. The coding region runs from base 646 to 2211 and encodes 521 amino acids. Gene Ontology annotation, biological process: regulation of transcription by RNA polymerase II. The record is from RefSeq and is a predicted model, not a curated record. Gene Ontology annotation, molecular function: DNA-binding transcription factor activity, RNA polymerase II-specific; RNA polymerase II cis-regulatory region sequence-specific DNA binding. The transcript is spliced from 2 exons. Lineage: Eukaryota; Metazoa; Chordata; Lepidosauria; Squamata; Anolidae.